This is a messenger RNA of Rotaria sordida, 612 nucleotides long. Lineage: Eukaryota; Metazoa; Rotifera; Eurotatoria; Philodinida; Philodinidae. The record is from the annotation of a GenBank genome assembly.
AUGCGUACAAUAAAACAGCUAUCUGUAGAAAAUGAAAUUUUACGACAAUAUUCUGAAUUCAUCCAUCAAGUUGAUUUUCGUGGUGAGAUAAAAUUUGAUCAAGUCAAAUUUAUCUAUCCAAGUCGACCAACAUCUAUUAUUCUUAAUAAAUUUCAAUUGAAUAUCAAACCAAGUCAACGUGUCGCUCUUGUUGGAGCAUCUGGUUGUGGAAAAUCAACAAUUAUUCAACUGUUGGAACGAUUCUAUGAUGUUACAAGUGGUCAACUAUUUCUUGAUGGCAUUGAUAUUCGACAAUUAAACCUUCAAUGGGUUCGUUCUCAUUUCGGUCUUGUCAGUCAAGAACCAAUUUUGUUCGAUUUAACAAUUGCUGAAAAUAUUGCAUAUGCAUUAGAAAAUGUUUCAAUGGAAGACAUUAUCAAUGCAGCAAGGAAAGCUAAUAUUCAUCAAUUUAUUGAACAAUUACCUCAGGGUUAUGAAACAAAAGUAGGGUUGAAAGGCAGUUUUCUGUCAGGUGGCGAGAAGCAGCAUAUUGCUAUUGCUCGUGUUCUUCUUCGUCGACCUAAAGUAUUGCUCUUAGAUGAAGCUACGAGUGCCAUGGAUUCAUACAAUUAA